GCCUGUUUGCACCCAGCCAAGCUUCUUCAUUGCAACAGCUGCUCCAGUGCACCAGCCACAUCUCUAAGGUAACAUGGCUUUCACAGGCAGAUAUGAAGUGGAAAGUGAAGACAACUAUGAUGCCUUUGUGAAGUGUAUUGGUAUCCCCAGUGAUAUCAUUGAAAAGGGAAGGAAUUUCAAGAUUGUCACAGAAGUGGCACAGAAUGGAAAUGACUUUGUCUGGACCCAGAUCUACCCCACAGGCCACUCCAUGACCAACAAAUUCACCAUUGGCAAGGAAGCCGACAUGGAGACAAUGGGAGGUAAAAAGUUCAAGGCAACUGUUAAAAUGGAAGGUGGGAAAGUGGUUGCUGAUUUCCCUAACUACCAUCAUACUGCAGAGAUUGCUGGUGGAAAACUAGUAGAGAUCUCUACAGCUGGUGGUAUAACCUACAAAAGAGUCAGCAAAAAGCUAGCUUAAGAAGAACUCAUCUUCCAGUGCACUGAGAAAUGAAUAUCAAGACAAUCAAUAAAUCAGUUUUAGAAACUCC
Messenger RNA from Chrysemys picta bellii (western painted turtle), 530 nucleotides. RefSeq names its product fatty acid binding protein 6 (gene FABP6). The record is from RefSeq and is a predicted model, not a curated record. Lineage: Eukaryota; Metazoa; Chordata; Testudines; Emydidae. Gene Ontology annotation, biological process: fatty acid transport. Gene Ontology annotation, cellular component: cytosol; nucleus. Gene Ontology annotation, molecular function: fatty acid binding.